UUUUUUUUUCCUCUUCUUUUUUUUUUUUCUUAUUUACCAAAUAAAUAAAUAAAACUUAUUUUUUUUCCAAUAAAACAAACCCCCCAUACAUCAAACAAUUUUUCUUUUUUUUAGUAUGACUUCAACAUCAUCUGUUACUUCUACGGGUGACAAUGUUACUGCCACCACUACUACUACUACUACUACUUCACCUCCUUCUACUCAACAACAAGAACAACUACCUUUAACAAGUUCCUCUUCUUCAGGUGCUAAUGAUGCUAUCAAUCCUUCUGCUUCUUUAUAUGUUGGUGAAUUGGAUCCUUCCGUAACUGAAGCAAUGCUUUUUGAAAUGUUCAAUAUGGUUGGUCCUGUGGCAAGUAUUCGCGUUUGUAGGGAUGCCGUUACUCGACGUAGUCUUGGUUAUGCUUAUGUGAACUUUCAUAAUAUGGCCGAUGGGGAACGUGCUUUGGAUAGUUUAAACUAUACUCUUAUCAAGGGAAAACCAUGCCGUAUGAUGUGGUCUCAACGUGAUCCUUCGUUACGAAAGACUGGAAGUGGAAAUAUCUUUAUCAAGAAUUUGGACUUGGCUAUCGACAACAAGGCUCUUCAUGAUACAUUUUCAGCAUUUGGUAACAUUUUAUCUUGCAAGAUAGCUACUGAUGAAAGUGGAAAUUCCAAAGGUUAUGGAUUUGUACAUUAUGAGACGGAAGAAGCGGCUGAAAAUGCUAUUAAACACGUCAAUGGUAUGCUUUUGAAUGAUAAAAAAGUAUUUGUUGGUCAUCAUAUUGCAAGAAAGGAAAGACAAGCUCAAAUCGAUAUAUUACGCUCCAAGUUUACCAAUGUAUAUGUGAAAAAUUUGGAUGUAGAUAUUUCUGAUGAAAAUCUUUAUGAUAUCUUCGUCAAGUAUGGUCCUGUGACGUCUGCUUUGGUGUCUCGUGAUGAAGAUGGUACUUCGAAAGGUUUCGGCUUUGUCAAUUUUGAAAACUCGGAAGAUGCACACAAGGCAGUGGAUGAUCUGAAUGAAAAGGAAAUCAAUGGCAAGGUACUUUAUGUGGGUCGUGCUCAAAAGAAAUCUGAAAGGGAAGAAGAAUUACGACGACAAUAUGAACAAGCCAAAUUGGAAAAAUUAGCCAAGUACCAAGGUGUUAAUCUCUAUAUCAAGAAUCUGGAUGAUGAUAUUGAUGAUGAAAAAUUAGGUCAAGAAUUCUCUGUAUAUGGUGUCAUUACAAGUGCAAAAAUCAUGCGUGAUGAAAAGAACAACUCGAAAGGUUUUGGAUUUGUAUGUUUUUCUUCUCCUGAUGAAGCUACCAAGGCUGUUACUGAAAUGAAUGGUAGAACGAUAGGUUCCAAACCAAUCUAUGUCGCUUUGGCUCAACGAAAAGAAGUUCGUCGAUCUCAAUUGGAAGCUCAAAUGAAUCAAAGAAAUCAAAUGCAAAUGCAACAGACCGUGGUUGGAACACCUGGUAGCUAUAUGGGAGGAGCACCUAUGUUUUAUGCUCCUGCUGGUGGAUUUCAUCCUAUAUUCCCUCCUAGUGGUAAAAUGCCUCGUCCACGUUGGGUACCUCCACCUCAACAAGGUCAUCAUAUGCCUGGCUUUGCUGCUCCAAGAGCAUAUCCAAUGCGUCCUCCUUUUGGUCCUCGUGUUUAUCCUCCUGGAGUUACACCAUCACCACCUUCUCUUCAACAACCAGAUCAUCCUAGUUUGACGGCGAAACAAUUGGCAUUGGUCUCCCCUGAAGAACAAAAACAAAUGCUUGGUGAAGCUUUAUACAUGAAGAUUGCCCCAAAACAGCCUGAACUCGCUGGAAAGAUUACUGGGAUGCUAUUGGAGAUGGAUAAUAAGCAACUACUCGAUUUGGUGGAAGAUCAAAAGGCUUUGGAAGGAAAAGUCAAUGAAGCUUUACUGGUGUUGCAUGAAUUCAAGAAUACCGAUGGAUUAGAAACUGCUGAUGUUUAGUAUUCAUCUAUCAUAACUAGUUACUCGUUUUUUUUUUAUAUAUAUUGUUUAUUGUUAGUUUUUCAUUUUAGUUUAUCCCAUUUCGAAUUUUUUUUUUAUAUGUCGACUGAAAUAUAGAAAUAAAAAACG
This is a messenger RNA of Halteromyces radiatus, 2065 nucleotides long. RefSeq names its product Polyadenylate-binding protein, cytoplasmic and nuclear. Gene Ontology annotation, molecular function: RNA binding. NCBI's taxonomy places the organism in Eukaryota, Fungi, Mucoromycota, Mucoromycetes, Mucorales, Cunninghamellaceae. The record is from RefSeq and is a predicted model, not a curated record. The transcript has 4 exons. The coding region runs from base 116 to 1936 and encodes 606 amino acids. Gene Ontology annotation, cellular component: ribonucleoprotein complex.